AUGUGUAUAAAAACAGCUAGGAGAAGUUAUUCGGUACAGUUACCAAGUGGACUGGCAACGAUGAAGACGCUCCUGGUUCUAGUAAGUUUGAUCGCCUUGGCAGUAGCCGGCACGGUCGACACCCCGCCUACAUACAAGACUAAGACUGUUGACAAUGAUUUCGUCGUUAAGCAACAGAAAGUACUUAGCUUGUACUACCACUCUGGCCAAGUAAACACUGAUGCAGAAUACUUCACAGUCGGCAAAGACUACGACAUUGAAGCUCACAUUGGUGACUACACUAACCAAAAGGCCGUGCAAGAACUUUUAGACCUCUGGAAGACUGGCUUUUUGGCAAAGAACCUCCCGUUCUCCAUCUUCAAUGAAAGAUCAAAACAUGAAGCAGUCGCUCUCUUCCACGUCUUCUACUACGCCAAGGACUUUGAUGUGUUCUACAGGACCGCUGCCUCUGCUCGUGUAUACAUGAACGAGGGACAGUUCUUAUACGCUUACUACAUCGCUGUCUUGCACCGCCCUGACACCAAGGGAAUUGUCCUCCCAGCACCAUAUGAAGCCUACCCCGAACUUUUCACCAAUGUUGACACUUGGUGGAAGAUCAACCGCGUCAAGAUGCAAAAUGGUGUUGAUAGCUUUGAUUUGGGAUCAGAAUACGGUAUCGUAAAGGAGCAAAACGAAUAUGUCAUUUACGCCAACUACUCCAACCACUUUACCUACCCUGGAAAUGAGCACAAGAUUUCUUACUUCACAGAGGAUAUUGGCUUGAACGCUUACUACUACUACUUCCACGUUUUCUUCCCAUUCUGGAUGGAGAGCGAUGUACAACCUGACCUUAAAGAACACCGUGGUGAAAUCUACUACUACUUCUACCAACAGCUCUUGGCUCGCUACUAUUUGGAGCGUCUAUCCAGUGACUUGGGUGAAAUCCCUGAAUUCUCAUGGAAACACCAAAUUGAAACUGGUUACAAGCCGUCCAUGAAAUACUUCUACAACUUUGUUCAACGUCCUGAAUACUACCAGAUUCCGUACGAGAAACAUAUCAAGGAGAUCGAAUCACUCGAAUCAUACGAAACAACUUUCAUCCAAUACCUGCAACAAGGCCACUUCAAGGCUUAUAACCAAGACAUUGAUCUACACAACUCGAAAUCUCUCAACUUUGUUGGAAACUUCUGGCAAGGAAACUAUGACUUCUUCACUAAAGUAGGCCCAUGGAGUCACUCAUACACAUACGAACACAUUGCUCGCAACGUUUUGGGAGCAUCAGUGGAGACCUUUGGCAAAUACGAGUUCGCUCCGACCGCUCUCGAUUUCUACCAGUCCUCUGUCCGUGAUCCAAUCUUCUUCCAGCUGUACAGCAAGAUCUUGAAAUACAUCCUCGGAUACAAAAACUUCUUGACACCUUACAACCAAGAAAACCUUCACUACGUUGGUGUUAAGGUCAACGACGUUAAAGUAGACAAGCUGGUGACAUACUUCGACUACUACGACUUUGAAGUUACAAACAACGUGUACUACUCAAAGGAAGAAUUGAAGAGCAGUGCCUUCCCCUUCUUUGUCGUACGUCAACCUCGUCUUAACCACAAGCCAUUCACCGUUACUGUUGAUGUCAAAUCUGAUGUUGAGGGUGAUGCCGUUAUCAAAAUCUUCCUUGGACCCAAAUAUGACAGCAAAGGCUACCCAAUUGACCUCGAAGAGAACUGGCAAAACUUUGUCGAAUUGGACUGGUCCGUUCAAAAGCUUACUAAGGGACAAAACAAGAUUGAACGUCGCUCGACAGAAUUCUAUUAUGUCAGAGAAGACUCGACUCCAGUUCGUGAGCUUGUUAACUUGAUCUCGACUAGCAAGGUGCCACUUGACAUGUCUGUUAAGCCUGGUGCAUUCCCGAGCCGCCUUCUCUUACCUAAGGGUACCAAGGGUGGAUUCCCCUUCCAACUGUUCGUUGUUGUCUACCCAUACCAACCAGCCACCAAGCAAUUCGAGUCCAUCAAAGUAUUCGCCAAUGACAACAAACCCCUGGGCUAUCCUCUAGAUCGCCCAGUCAGCGAAAUUUACUUCAAGCAACCUAACAUGUUCUUCGAGGAAGUUAGAGUGUACCACGAGGGAGAAAUCUACCCAUAUGAAUACAAUGUACCCUGGAAUUUCGCCCACCAAAACGAAGUCAAGAAGCACUUAGUGUAAUGCCAAAAUAGUGGAAUAUAUAUUGUUGUUAACUGAGUAACUGUUAUAUUAUAUAUAUUAUAAAUAUUAUAUCUAUAGAGUAUAUAAAUAAAGCCAUUGUUAAUUA
Leptidea sinapis is the source of this 2281-nucleotide messenger RNA. Its product is annotated as arylphorin subunit alpha-like. The record is from RefSeq and is a predicted model, not a curated record. The transcript is spliced from 5 exons. Lineage: Eukaryota; Metazoa; Arthropoda; Insecta; Lepidoptera; Pieridae. The coding region runs from base 1 to 2175 and encodes 724 amino acids.